Messenger RNA from Scutellospora calospora, 1818 nucleotides. Lineage: Eukaryota; Fungi; Glomeromycota; Glomeromycetes; Diversisporales; Gigasporaceae. The record is from the annotation of a GenBank genome assembly.
AUGGAUUCUUUUAAAGAAAAAGCUCUCGUUCUUAACGAUAUUCGCUCUAAAUUUACCCAAUUUCAAAAUAAUUCUGACUUAAUUUCUAUGGAUUUUCAUACAUCUUUUCGUCAACAACUAUUUGCUGAUUAUGGCUACGAUCCAUCAAUCUAUAUCGAUGAAGCUUCUUUUUUUAAACUUUUUGAAAGUCAAUUCGAUAAUGAAAUGCCUACUGAAAUUAUACACCAAGAUGAAAUUUCAAAAAUACAAGCUUGCUUUGGUGAGAUUGUAAAAACAAAAUAUUUGGACGCGGUAAAUUCUGCUCAUAAAUUUUGUCGUCAAAAGUGCCGUGAUCAAAAAAAAGCUGCAUUGCGUGAUAUUUUUAUGCUUCCAUCCGGGAACAAAGAUCACGUGAUAGAAAUAUUAAAACGAAUAGAUUCAUCCUUCGUGGAUAUGUUAUCACGCAUGAUUAAACAGUUUCAAGUCACGAUUGGAUUAGAUAACACAGACUUCAUUUCCGUGAAAAAUUUAAUUUCAACAAAUAUUCGUUUCAAUGAUGAAAUCAAACAAAUUCUCGAAAAUUAUUUCUGCGAAGUAUCUGACCGCCCAAAACAUUGUGAAAAAUUAGAGUUAAGUAAAACAACAGGAUUAACAAUAAAACAAAUCGAGACUUGGUUCAAUAAUAGGAGGAACCGCGCUGAAAAAGAUAAUGAAAAACUUGAGAGAUUAACAACUGAGUUUUUGGAUAAAAAGGUGGAUUGGGAAGAUAAAUUUACCGCUGCCAGAUCAGGAAAGAUUACCGCAAAGGACAUGAAAACCAUCAUUAUUCAAGCGUUCGAACUUCCUUGCAUUGAUUCGAUAGAAGAAGACGAUGAAGAAUUACUGGAAAUUGAAACUACUAGGUCAAACGAAUUAUUUUUAGAAAAAUCAGAUUCAUCCUCCUUUAAAAAGUCUGUAAAAACCCGUGAACGUCUUACAAAAAAAAACCGCAAAAAUAUUACACCUUACACCAAAUCAUCACCAAUGUCAAAAAAAAUGGCAAUAAUGCGAGUUAAAGAUAAUAUCUCAGCAUCCGUGGUCGAUAUUCCUUGCAUUGACUUGAUAGAAGACGAAGAAGAAUUACCGGUUAUUGAAGAAACUAUCACUAUGUCAAACGAAUCAUUUUUAGAAAAAUCAAAUUCUUCAUCCUUUAAAAGGUCUGUAAAAACCCGUGAGCGUCUUACAAAAGAAACCCGUAAGAAGGCUUCACCUUACACCAAAUCGUCACCCAUGACAACAAAAAUAGCAAUGACGCGAAUAAACCAUGUUCAAGAUGACAUCUCACCACCUGUGGAGGAAAUCCAACACCAAGACUUAAAUUUUAACUUCUCAAGUUCUUUUGAAGGAGAUAUCUUCAAUUACGUUUCCACUUACGCUCCAACAACAAGUUUUAGUAAUCUAUCCGAUAUAUCAGAGUUUAGCCAAUUAAGCGAUGUAGUCGAUUUCGAUCAAUUAAAUGAUAUCUCAGCUGUAAAUAGCUAUUCAACAUUACCUUUUGCUUUAGAACAAUGUGAUUCGUUGGCACGAUCAUCAAAUGAUCCCUUCAACGCGGUCACUGUACCACAUAAUUUAUCCGAAGACUAUUUGAAUUACACGUCGAACUCAAGUAUUUUUGUUACAUCGGACACUACUUCGGAGCAGGAAUCCGCAGUUGACAUGACAAAUACAUAUGAUUUGUUUAAUCCUUUACCCGAUGAUAUUAAUGCUAUUCAAUUGGGCUUCAUUACGCAAUCAUCCUCCCUUGGCAACAGUAAUUUUACUAUCGAUUCUCUCGGUGAACAUAUUGACCAUGGCACUUGA